CGCUUCGCUCCCCCCGCGCGCUCCACUGUCCACACGCGACGCGAGCGCGCUCCCUCGCUCUCGCUCUCCCCAUGUCCGCCGCUUCCACCGCCACCCGCCUCCUCCUCCCGCGCCCGGCCGCCCCCUUCCGCUCCUUCCUCCCCUCCCGCCGCCGCGCGGUCCGCGCCAGCGCCGUCGCCGCUGGAGGCGGCGGCGGCGGGGGCAUCUCCGGCGGCAGUGGCGGGGGCGGGGGCGGCGCGAAGGAGCCGUCGCGGACGCUGUUCCCCGGCGGCUUCAAGCGGCCGGAGAUCCAGGUGCCCGCGCUCGUCCUCCGUGUCGGCGCCGAGGAGGCGCUGCGGUCCGGGGAUGAGGUGGCGGCCGCCGUGGCCCGGGGCGUGGGGAUCAUCGUGCUCGAGGCCGGGGAGGAGGGCGGCGGGCGCGCGUACGAGGCCGCGGUCGCGCUCAGGGCCGCCGUCGGGGACCGCGCGUACCUGCUGAUCGCGGAGCGCGUCGACGUCGCCUCCGCGGUCGGGGCGAGCGGCGUCGUGCUCGCGGACGACGGUAUUCCUGCUAUUGUUGCAAGGAGUAUGAUGAUGAAAUCAAAUGCUGACUCCAUAUAUCUCCCUAUCGUUGCUAGAACGAUAAGCUCAGCAAACUCUGCAAUAAGCGCUUCAAGUUCUGAAGGGGCUGAUUUUCUGAUUGUAAAUACUGGCAGUGAAGAUUUUGCUGAUGUUAUGAAUGGUGGUGUUGGUCAACAGGUGAAGAUUCCGAUUUUCUUGACGUUAAAUGUGCACAGUGGAUCAACUUAUUCUGACAUCACGUCCAGGUUGAUCCAAUCUGGUGUAUCUGGAGUUGUUACAUCCUUGGCUGGUAUCCAACACCUCACUGAUGAUCUUAUAGAAAGGGAUUUCUCAAAAGUGGAUGUCAUUGAGGAAGUCCCACAAGCCAGUAGCCCUUCUGCUAGCACAUUGGGAAAUGCAAAUAGUGCAACAGUCCUAACUCGUGAGAAGACCAAAGUUGCUGGAUUUACAAAAUUGGAUGAAAAAGUCAUGCAGUUGAUAGAGAGGGAGAAGCCUAUUUUGAGUGAAGCUGUUGCUGUUAUACGCAAGGCAGCACCAAUGAUGGAGGAAGUUGACCUUCUAGUUGAUGCUACUUCUCGUCUGAGUGAGCCAUUUUUGUUGGUUAUUGUGGGUGAAUUUAACUCAGGAAAAUCUACUUUUAUAAAUGCUCUACUUGGAAGGCAGUAUCUACAGGAAGGAGUUGUACCUACGACAAAUGAAAUCAUGCUACUAUCAUAUUCUGAGAUUGAUUCUGACAGCUUUGAAAGAUGUGAAAGGCACCCAGAUGGUCAAUUCAUGUGCUAUUUGUCUGUUCCUAUUUUAAAGGAAAUGAAUCUAGUCGAUACGCCUGGGACCAAUGUUAUUCUUCAGAGGCAACAACGACUUACUGAAGAAUAUGUGCCGCGAGCUGAUUUAAUACUCUUUGUACUAUCUUCGGAUAGACCAUUAACUGAAAGUGAGGUUGGAUUUCUUCAGUAUAUUCAGCAGUGGAAAAAGAAAGUUGUAUUUGUUCUAAACAAAUUGGACCUCUAUCGGAACAACAGUGAGCUUGAAGCAGCUACUGCAUUUGUCAAGGAAAAUGCGAAGAAAUUGCUUAACACAGAGAAUGUAACACUGUUCCCUGUAUCUUCACGCUUCGCUCUGGAAGCCAAGCUUUCAUAUUCCAAAAACAGUGGUGGCAAGCAUUUGAUGGAAGCUAUGUUUAGUGAUCCUAUAUGGAGAAGCAGCAAGUUCUGUGAACUUGAGGAUUACUUACUGAGCUUCUUAGAUAGUUCAACAGAAAAUGGAAAGGAAAGGGUCCGGUUGAAACUUGAAACACCAAUAGGCAUUGCUGAUCGUUUGCUAAUAUCAUGUCAAAGACUUGUGAAACUAGAAUAUGAAAAAGCUGUUGAUGACUUAACAUCCAUCAAGGAUCUAGUUUCUGGUGCAAAUAAUUAUGCUGCUAAGCUUGAGGCUGAUAGCAAUUCUUGGCAGAAGCAGAUUUCAUAUCUUAUUGAGAGAGCAAAAGGUCGAGCAGUAACACUUAUGGAAUCUAUCCUUCAAUUGUCAAACAUUGACCUUAUUUUUACGUACACGGUUAAAGGAAAAACAGGCAGUUCCCCCAGAGCCACGUCAUUUGUUCAGAAUGAUAUUCUGACUCCAGCAUUUGAUGAUGCCGUGAAUAUACUAGGUGAAUAUUCGACAUGGCUCAGUUCUAGCAAUACGCGUGAAGCAAAUUUGUAUUUGGAAUGUUUCCACAAAAGAUGGGCUGCAUUGGUUGCUCAGGAAGAAAGGGUCCUGCUAGAUCCAAAUGGACUUAUUAAUGAAGGGGAGAAACUCACUGUAAAGGCACUGGAUGGCUUCAACGCCAGUUCUACUGCUAAGAUUUUUGAAGAAGAAAUCCGAGAAGUGGCUUUUGGAACAUUUGGAGGGCUAGGCGUUGCUGGAUUGUCAGCUUCUCUUUUGACAUCUGUUUUGUCAAAUACGCUUGAAGAUCUUCUUGCUCUUGCACUUUGCUCAGCUGGCGGAUUUUUUGUUUUAUCAAGUUUCCCUGGUCGACGGAAGCAGGCAAUAGAAAAGGUUAACAAGGCCGCUGAUGAACUGUCUCGGAAAGUUGAUGAAGCUAUCCAAAAGGAUAUCUCACAGAGUGCUAAUAACCUAGUCCGCUUUGUUGAGGUUAUCAGCAAACCGUACCAGGAAGCAUGUCAGCAAAAAGUAGAUUGGUUGCAGGGCGUUCAGGGUGAAUUGUCAUCUGUUGAGCGUGAGCUCCAAACUUUGAAAGUUGAAAUCCAAAAUUUUCAUGGAUCAUGAGGUUUCACUUUUGUUUCUACAUUAUUUAUUUGCAAUUAAUUCUUUGGAUGGAUAUACUAAUCAAUUUUUUGUUGAUUCAUACUGUACUGUGAUGUUAACAUAGUAGCUAGUGCCUAUGUGGUAUAUGGUGAUCUGUAGUAUAUGUUGUAAAUCCAGAACAAGCAACAAACUGAAGUGAUAACUAGUCGCCCUGAGAA
Messenger RNA from Panicum virgatum (switchgrass), 3025 nucleotides. RefSeq names its product probable transmembrane GTPase FZO-like, chloroplastic. Gene Ontology annotation, molecular function: GTP binding. NCBI's taxonomy places the organism in Eukaryota, Viridiplantae, Streptophyta, Magnoliopsida, Poales, Poaceae. The transcript has 11 exons. The coding region runs from base 72 to 2828 and encodes 918 amino acids. The record is from RefSeq and is a predicted model, not a curated record. Gene Ontology annotation, biological process: thylakoid membrane organization. Gene Ontology annotation, cellular component: chloroplast membrane.